GAGGCAGCAUCCCGCGUCAGCUGUCAUGCCCAAGAAGAAGAAGAAGAAGAAGAAGAAGAAACUACUUCCGGUGGUCAAAGGUUAUCUUCGUAUUUGAAAACAUGGAUCCCAACAAAGUGGAUGAAGGCAAGAUGAGCGAUGAUGGAGAAAUUGCAUCCGUCAUGGGAUUCUCAGGUUUUGGUAAGAAGGCCCGCACAUUUGACUUGGAAGCCAUUUUUGAACAGACCCGUCGAACAGCCAUCGAGAGGAGUCAGCAAGUAUUGGAGGAGCGGCAGAUGGAUGAUCACAUGGAGCAGGAAGGGGAAAGCUCCGAAUCAGUCAAGUCAUCACUCCCUGCAUUGAAAGACAAAGCUGCAGCUGAUACUUCCAGCAGCGACAGUGGUUCAGACUCCGACUCCGAGCUUAUUGGGCCUCCGCUGCCUCCGCAACUAACAGCCCAGGGUGAUGAUCCAGGCAGCACGGCUCAUAGUGAUGAAGAUGAUGAUGAAGGGGAAUCUCAAGACGACGACGACGAUGAUAAUCCAGUGAAGAAGAUUCCAGACACUCAUGAGAUCACUCUGCAGCACGGCACCAAGACAGUAUCGGCUCUUGCCUUAGACCCCUCUGGAGCCCGUCUGGUGACCGGUGGGUAUGAUUAUGAUGUGCGUUUCUGGGAUUUUGCCGGGAUGGACCAGGGUGUGCAGGCCUUCAGAUCCCUCCAGCCCUGUGAAUGCCAUCAGAUCACGUCCCUGCAGUACAGCAACACUGGUGACGUCAUCCUGGUGAUUUCUGGCAAUGCACAGGCCAAGGUGUUGGACCGUGAUGGCUUCAAUGUCAUGGAGUGUUCGAAGGGAGACCAGUACAUUGUGGAUAUGGCCAAAACCAAGGGUCACACGGCUAUGCUUAACAAUGGCUGCUGGCACCCCAAGAUGAGAGAAGAGUUCAUGACGUGCUCCAAUGACGGCACUGUGCGCACAUGGGACCUGAGCUCUGGGAAGGCGCACAAGGCUGUGUUCAAACCGCGUUCCUUCCAGGGGAAGAAGGUCGUCCCCACAUGCUGCACCUACAGCCGCGAUGGGAAGCUCAUUGCAGCUGGCUGCCAGGAUGGCACCAUCCAGAUCUGGGACAGAAACCUCAGCGUCCAUACAAAAUUCCACUGUCGGCAAGCACACAUCCCAGGAUCAGACACGUCCUGCAUCGCCUUUUCCUACGACGGCGUGACUCUCGCUUCACGUGGAGGGGAUGACACUCUGAAGACGUGGGAUAUACGUAACUUCAAGAAGCCUGUGAAUGUAGCUACUGGACUUAACAACUACUUUACAAUGACUGACUGCUGUUUUAGUCCUGACGACAGGCUCCUUGUAACGGGGACCUCUGUGAAAAAAGACGGGGGAAACGGGAAGUUGGCUUUCUUCGACCGAGCUUCCUUUCAGAAGGUCUAUGAAAUAGAAGUCACCAAUGCAAGCGUCGUCCGCUGUCUGUGGCACCCAAAGCUUAACCAGAUAAUGGUGGGAACUUCAAAUGGACUGGUCAAGGUCUACUAUGACCCUGUUAAAAGCCACAGAGGGGCCAAGCUGUGUGUCGUGAAGAGUCAGCGGAAAGAGAGACAAGCAGAGACGCUAACGCAAGAUUACAUCAUCACACCUCAUGCCUUACCCAUGUUCAGAGAGGCCCGGCAGCGGAGUACACGGAAACAGCUCGAGAAGGACCGGCUCGACCCAAAGAAGUCCAACAAGCCCGAGCCUCCUGUGUCCGGGCCAGGUCGAGGAGGAAGAGUGGCAGCUCACGGUGGCACGCUGUCUUCAUUUAUCGUGAAGAACAUUGCUUUAGAUAAAACGGAUGACAGUAACCCUCGACAGGCAAUCUUACGCCACGCCAAGGAAGCUUCAGAGAACCCUUACUGGAUCGCCCCAGCAUACACGCACACCCAGCCGGUGCCUUUGUUUGCAGAGGAAUCGGAUGAUGACGAGGAAGCUGAAAAGGAACCAGAGUGGAAGAAACGCAAGAUCUGAGGUGCCUCAACAGCAGCUCAUUUUGUAUGGAAUAGCAGGCGGAGUGGGCUUGUGUUUGUAUAUAUGUAUCACCGUCACCCAGAGGUGUCAGGAUCAAUCCCAAAACACCGAGUUACUGUCAGAAACUGCUGCGAGGCAUCAGUUAUGUCCCGACAUGUAACACUCUGUCCUCCCUCUCGUAAUGUUUGCAUAUUUAUGGGCGUGCUUCUGUGUUCAGGGGUAGCUCAUGGAUGUGCAUUUGUUUUUUUUGGUGUACAAGAAUAAUAUAGUUUUUCUUCACUUUGCAAUUCCUCAACCUCUGGAAGAACGUGGCUUUUUAUGUCUGUUUUGAUAUGUACUUUAUAUUCAUAAUUUCAAUUGUCCUCUCCUCCCACAGCUCUAGUUUGCUAAUGCCUCAUAAGUUGUCUCCACAUUGUGUUCAUCAGCUGUGAAGAACAGUUUGCUAGUUUGUAAGUAAAUUGCAAAGAAGUACACCAUUUUUUUUUUUUAAGUGGUGCCGUUUUAUUUGAUGUGACGCAAUCUGCGAAUUUAAAUCCAGCUCAAAACCUAUACAAAGCCAUUUGUAAUCUCUUGUCAAAAAGUGAUAUAUUUUACCCAAAUUAAAGUCAUACUUCUGUUUUUACAA
Messenger RNA from Pseudoliparis swirei, 2616 nucleotides. Its product is annotated as WD repeat-containing protein 70. Gene Ontology annotation, cellular component: site of double-strand break; nucleus. Gene Ontology annotation, biological process: regulation of DNA double-strand break processing. The record is from RefSeq and is a predicted model, not a curated record. Gene Ontology annotation, molecular function: protein binding. The transcript is spliced from 18 exons. Bases 102 to 1991 code for a protein of 629 amino acids. NCBI's taxonomy places the organism in Eukaryota, Metazoa, Chordata, Actinopteri, Perciformes, Liparidae.